AUGUGGAACUCUCCCAAGGUCGGGAUUCUUGGUGGUGGCCAGUUGGGCCGCAUGCUUGUCGAGUCCGCCAAUCGCAUGAACAUCCAAGCCAAUGUCCUCGACGCUGAAAACUCCCCGGCCAAGCAGAUCAGUUUCCACGAUGGCCAUGUAACAGGCUCCUUCAAGGAGCGUGAGGCUGUACGCCAAUUGGCCAAGACAUGUGACGUGAUCACCGCUGAAAUAGAGCACGUCGACACCUAUGCUCUCGAGGAGGUUGCCUCUGAAGUCCGUGUCGAGCCCAGCUGGAAGGCUAUUCGGCUCAUCCAGAACAAGUUCAACCAGAAGGAGCACCUUCGCAAAUACGGAAUCCCAAUGGCCGACCACCGGGAAUUGGUCCAAAAUACACCAGAGGAAUUGGCACAGGUCGGUGAGCAGUUGGGCUACCCGCUGAUGUUGAAGUCAAAGACAAUGGCAUACGAUGGCCGAGGAAACUUCCGUGUGAACUCUAAAGCAGACAUUCCCGAGGCACUGGAGGCUCUCAAGGACCGCCCACUCUAUGCGGAGAAGUGGGCCUACUUCAAGAUGGAGCUCGCUGUCAUGGUUAUCAAGACCAAAGACGAAGUGCUUUCAUACCCCACCGUGGAGACUGUUCAGGAAGACUCCGUAUGCAAGCUUGUGUACGCACCGGCCCGGAAUGUGUCCAACAAAAUCAAUGAAGAGGCUCAAGCCCUAGCAAGGAAAGCUGUUGCCGCCUUCGAGGGCAAGGGUGCCUUUGGUGUCGAGAUGUUCCUGCUCGAGGACAACAGCCUCAUGCUGUGCGAGAUUGCCAGUCGCAUCCACAACUCCGGCCACUACACCAUCGAGGGCUGUGGCUUGUCGCAGUUUGACAGCCAUAUCCGCGCCAUCCUAGAUCUUCCCAUCCCAGCCAAGAGUCUCGAGAUCCGCCAGCCCUCCAUCAUGCUCAACAUCAUCGGUGGUGCUACUCCCGACUCCCACCUGAAGGCCACCGAGGCGGCUCUGUCCAUCCCCAACGCCAGCAUCCAUCUAUACAGCAAGGGAGAUGCCAGACCUGGCCGUAAGAUGGGCCACAUUACAGUCACCGCUGCGACUAUGCACGAGGCUGAGACUAUCAUCCAACCGUUGGUCGACGUCGUCGACAAGAUGCGCGCCCAGCGCAGCGACAUCAAGACACAAGCAUCCAAGUCCGGACCGUCUAAACCCGCACCUUUGGUGGCGGUCGUCAUGGGCUCGGACAGUGACCUCAAGACUCUGGUUCCUGGCCUCAAGCUACUAGAGAACUACUUUGGUAUUCAGCCUGCUGUCGAGAUUACUUCCGCCCACCGCACCCCCGACUACAUGGCCGAGUAUGCUGCUGAAGCUGCCUCCCGCGGCAUCAAGGUCAUCAUCGCCGCAGCUGGAGGUGCUGCUCAUCUUCCCGGCAUGGCAGCCGCUCACACCGCUCUCCCCGUCAUUGGAGUCCCCGUAAAGGGAAGCUCACUCGAUGGCGUGGACAGUUUGUACAGCAUUGUUCAAAUGCCCCGUGGUGUCCCCGUUGCAACCGUGGGUAUCAACAACAGCAUCAACGCCGCUCUGCUCGCCGCACGCAUCCUGGGCUCUUUCGACCCUACCAUCCAGCGCAAGGUUGAAGCCUAUGCUGAGGAAGCCCGUGCUGAAAACAUGGAGACGAAGGGCACCAAGUUGAAAGAACUCGGCUGGGAGAAGUAUUUCGAGCAGAUGUAA
Molecule: messenger RNA, 1719 nt
Organism: Penicillium taxi
Lineage: Eukaryota; Fungi; Ascomycota; Eurotiomycetes; Eurotiales; Aspergillaceae
Product: phosphoribosylaminoimidazole carboxylase ADE2
Exons: 3
Coding region: 1-1719 (572 amino acids)
Biological process (GO): 'de novo' IMP biosynthetic process
Molecular function (GO): ATP binding; phosphoribosylaminoimidazole carboxylase activity; metal ion binding
Source: RefSeq, a predicted model, not a curated record